GGCGCGGCGCCGCGGCUGGUGGAGGCAACCCCCGGCUGGGCGGAGUGUGGAGCUCGCCGCGUUCCCGGGUACCCUCGUCUGUGAUACAGCAGUGCAGCCAUGGCAGAGCCGCAGCCCGCGUCAGGCGGCCUUACCGACCAGGCUGCCCUCGGUUGUUGCUCGGACCCGGACCCCAGCACCAAGGAUUUUCUGUUGCAGCAGACCAUGCUGCGAAUUAAGGAUCCUAAGAAGUCUUUGGAUUUUUAUACUAGAGUUCUUGGAAUGACGCUACUCCAAAAAUUAGAUUUUCCCACCAUGAAAUUUUCACUCUAUUUCUUGGCUUAUGAGGAUAAAAAUGACAUCCCAAAAGAUAAAGAUGAAAAGGUAGCGUGGGUGUUCUCCAGAAAAGCUACACUUGAACUGACACACAACUGGGGCACUGAGGAGGAUGAGACCCAGAGUUACCACAGCGGCAACUCAGACCCUCGAGGGUUUGGUCACAUCGGAAUUGCAGUUCCUGAUGUACACGGUGCUUGCAAAAGAUUUGAAGAACUGGGAGUCAAAUUUGUGAAGAAGCCUGACGAUGGUAAAAUGAAAGGCCUGGCAUUUAUUCAAGAUCCUGAUGGCUAUUGGAUUGAAAUUUUGAAUCCUAACAAGAUGAUAACUAUUAUUUAGGUCUGUGAGAAUACUGCUUUGAGAUGUCUAUAAAGAUACUGUGGGAGUUAAAAAAGAGAGACAGGGAAACUGGAUAUAUUCAGAUAACAGAAGCAUCGAGGACUGAUGGUUCAUUGUCUCAAUUCAAAUUAUUCUUAAGUGCAUUUCCCUUCCUGUGUCAGCUGUGCUUUUCACCGACCUGAUCAGUCCCUCUAGUUUUAAAGUAAUGCUUUGCCUUGUGUCCUUGAAUGUGGUUGUGUAACAUUAGUUUUUUAGGUAAUAAUUAGAACAGUUCCCUUCAGAGGCCGCAUUUGCCUUCUCCCUCCUAACCUGACUUCUCUCCACAUCUGCCUUUCAAACAUCAUUUUUAAAAAAACACGUUUAACAUGUUUCCUUCUGGGGUUUCAGUCCUCAGAAAUAACGUUUCACAGUGGAAAGUGAAGAGCCCUGAACAAAAACAAAACUUGAUGUGCGCUUCAAACAGUAGAAAGCGUUUAUUUUACAAGAGAGAAGGCACUCUUGGGAGGAACUCGGAAUCAUGCCGAGGAGGAUGCUGACAGAAAGACUAAUUUCUUCUUAUGUAUAAAGUGCUUUCCAAGUUCAAGGACUAACCUCUUUAUUUCGGGGAUGGGGAGAAGGGUGGGAAUAUUUUUCCUGGGUUUGCAAACACCAGAUUAGGCUGUCAACAUGCUUUAUCUUGCUGAAUCCUCCCAGCUAUCCUGUGAGAAAGAACACAGGCUAGACACGUAAAAUAACUCUCAUUAAUGGCAGGCAAUACAAAUAGGCAUGAGUACUCAAAAUUCCACCAUUAUUUUUAGCAUUCAGAUGUACCUCAUAAAUGAGUACCUCACAGGACGUCCCCCGCUAGCCUCCUGUUGUAAAACCUUCAGUGACUUAGCCUUAUCCUCUCAGCUCUCGGCCUGAGAACCGUGGUGAGGGAGGGGGCAGUGGAGGAAGGAAGUCAGUAGCCCUCACCUGCUCUGGGGGUGCCCGGUUGUUCUUGUGUGAGUGGUGCUUGUGUUACCUGUGAAGAGCCCUACACUAAGGUCUUUCAGAUGCCGGUCGUCAUUUAGGGUAAAUUAUGACCAGUGAUAACUUAGGUAUCAGAAAUCAGCUCAGUGGUCUUCUCUGCCAUAAUUGACAUUUGAUGGAUUUAAAAAAAAAAAAACUGAUUUAAAAAAAAUCUCUUAAGGCCCAGGAAAUAAGAGCAUCCAAUUUGUUUAACUACAUUUAGGUUUUCUAUAGACUGUGGUGGAAGAUCUUUGGGUAGGCCAUGCCAACUGUGCUUACACUGCUAGAAGCACUUGACAUUUCCUUUCUGGAUGGAAUGGAUUUAUGUGAGCAACUCAAACAAAUGGCCAUACUUAUAGACUGAAAUAAAAUAAGCAUUUAAAUAAGA
Molecule: messenger RNA, 2032 nt
Organism: Myotis lucifugus (little brown bat)
Lineage: Eukaryota; Metazoa; Chordata; Mammalia; Chiroptera; Vespertilionidae
Gene: GLO1
Product: glyoxalase I
Exons: 6
Coding region: 100-654 (184 amino acids)
Molecular function (GO): metal ion binding; lactoylglutathione lyase activity
Source: RefSeq, a predicted model, not a curated record